CCGUCCCCUCCAGGCUCUCCGUCCCUUCUUCCCCCCGGGCCCCACGCGCCCGAGUCCGACCGAGUCCCGCUCUCUGCUCGUUCCUCACCGGGGAAUAAGCAGGACCUUCGCCGCCGCGUCCGCUUCGUGUCUGCGCGACACUGGAACUGGGGGAAACUUUGCAGGGAAUUGUUCUGUUUUCCUCCUCCCAAGUUUCUGUUUUUUUAGGCGGCUUUUUUCUUAAAAGUUUAUUUGACUAAUCCCCUAGUUCCCUCUUACCUUCGGGAUCAUUUCCCGAUACCUCCACCGUAGCUACUUUAUAAAACAAAACGGAGCGGCGCGAGGACGAAUGCUUUUGUUGCAAACCUAACUGCGUCUAGACCACAGUCAAGAUGGAUAAAAAGUCCUUUGAAACGGUGCUGGAUGAAAUCAGAAAGGCUGUUUUGACAGAAUACAAACUAAAAGCAAUUGAAUAUGUGCAUGGAUACUUCUCUAGUGAACAGGUAGUUGAAUUACUGAGGUACUUUUCUUGGGCUGAACCCCAGUUGAAGGCAGUGAAAGCAUUACAACAUAAAAUGGUGGCUGUCCCUGCAGUGAAAGUGGUCAACAUCCUCAACUGCUUCACCUUCAGCAAAGAUAAGCUGGUUGCUCUUGAACUGUUGGCUUCGAACAUUAUUGAUGCACAAAACUAUCGCCUUAUUGAAGAUCUUUUUAGGAUCAACAUGUCUGAAAAGAAGCGGUGUAGGAGAAUUCUUGAGCAGGCUUUAAAGGGAGGUUGUAAAGCUCCUCAUGCCAUGAUAUCUUCUUGUGGAAUGAUUCCUGGCAACCCAUAUCCUAAAGGGAAACCCAGUCAGAUAAAUGGAACUUUUCCAGGAUUCCCUAUCAAAAAGGAUGGUGAAGAUUGUACAAAUGAAGGCAAAGGAAUAGCUGCACGGAUACUUGGCCCAUGUAAACCAGCUCCUGCAACAUACAAUCCGCAUAAACCUGUUCCAUAUCCUAUACCCCCCUGCCGACCUCAUGCAACUAUUGCACCAAGUGCUUACAACAAUGCAGGUUUGGUACCAUUGGCUAAUGUCAUAGCUCCAGGAGUCCCACCUCCACUUCCAUAUACUCCUAAUCCAGUGGCAACAGAAAAUGAAGAACUUUCUAAUCCAUCAAAACCCCAAAAUCCAACAUUUUCUUCCCACUCAAGUCAGCUCUUUUCUCCUCAUUGUUCUAAUCCUUCGACACCUGUUGCUACUCCAGUCCCUACCCCAUCUCCAGUGAAGGCAGUAAAUCACCCAUCUGCACCAGCAACUCCAGUCAUCGCUGGAAUGAACUCGUCCACUCCUGUCCUUCCUGGGCCCCCAGGGCAAGCCUCUUCAUCGAACCAUACACCUCAGUCGUCAAUCCCAGCAUCAACCGUCAUCAAAACCCUUUCCCUGCCAACAGUUCCUGUUCCACCUGGACAUAAUACAACUCCGGCUCCUAUCCCCGCAGUUUUUUCUGGCCUGACUCCUAUGUCAGGCCUUACAGCUGCUCCUCCUCCCGCCCCACAGGGUGCUGCUACACCCUGCCCUCCUCCUGUUCCCAGUGAAUCAUUUGCUCCUGCUCCUGCUCCUUUUAACAGCCUCCCUUUUCCUGCUACUUCUACAGCUGUUUCUACUAAUAACCUUAAUCCCGCUCCAUUAUCAUCCAUUUUUGCAGGGCUUCCUUUGUCCUUAACACCUACUCCCCAAGUGGUAUCUAGCCCAGCUCCCUCUGUAAUUGCUGGUGGGCCUGCUACCAGUCUUCCUGGGCUGAAUAAUCCUAUUCUAUCUGUCUUGAAAGGAUUUCUGACAUCAAAUGAUACAACUUCAAUCAACUCUUCUGCUUUGGCUUCAUUAUCUUCUCUCACUAAUCAGAACUCUGAUUGUCCUGCUUCCUCCAUUAACAAGUGCUAUACGCCGUCAGCUCCACCUACACCCCAAAGGUCUGCCACUCCAGGCAUGGCCAUGUUCCCGGGUCUUUCGCCACCUUCCGUGGCCAAUCCAGCUUCCACUCCCCCUUCCUUACCAGCCCAAUCUCCUUUAGCCACACCUGCAUCAGCAGCAGCAGCACUACCAGUUAGCUGUGCUUCCUCAGCCUCUAUUUUGCAUGGCCCCCGCCCAGGUGACCCAUCACUGCAGAUUCCAGCCAGCCCUGUUGUUCCAGGCAUCCCCGUCUUGGUAAAAACGGAGCCCGCAAGCCCCCCGCCUUCAGCUUUCAAAGGCCCACCCCGUGCUGCUGCUCCGCCUCUUAGCACUUCAGGCCUGUCGGCAGCAUUAGGCCGUGUGCUUACUUCAGCAGCAGCGUCAGUGCCGGUCACUUUACCCACUGGCCUUAAUCCAGCAUCGGCAGGCCUCUCCUCCUUGAGUGCCCCGCCGAAUGCUUCCGCGCCCCUCUCCUUGACCCCUCACGGCCCCUCCGCACCCAUUGCUCCUGUGUUUACUGCUCUUCCACCUUUCACUUCGCUGACCGGUAACUUUCCUCUAGCUGGUAACCCAGCGCUGAACCCCUCUGCGUCUGUUCCGGGGGCAUUAAUAGCCACUCCUCCUACUCCUGCUUCCUCCACAUCAGUCCCUCGUCCCAGCUCUACUGCGGCUGUGAUCUCGGCGCUCACGGCCUCAGCCCCUGUCUCAGCAGCACCAUUUCCCCUCAACUUGUCUACUGCUGUCCCGUCCCUUUUCUCUGUUCCUCAAGGACCUCUGCCAUCUUCAAACCCAUCCUACCACGGCUUCCCUGUCUCCAACACUCCGACAGUUACUCCUGCACUCCCUUCUUUCCCGGGGUUCCAGGCAUCAUCUACAGUAGCAGCGGUUGCACCAUUGCCAGCCACUGCUGCGGCUCCAUCACCAGCUCCAGUCUUGCCAGGAUUUGCAUCUGCAUUUAGUUCCAAUUUCAACUCUGCACUUGUUGCACAAGCUGGAUUGUCGUCUGGACUUCAAGCAGCUGGAAAUUCUGUUUUUCCUGGACUUUUGUCACUCCCAGGAAUACCUGGGUUUUCCCAGAACCCCUCACAGUCUUCCUUGCAGGAACUGCAGCACAGUGCAGCUGCACAGUCGGCCCUCUUACAGCAGGUACAUUCAGCUUCAGCUUUGGAGAGCUAUCCGACUCAGCCUGAUGGAUUUCCUAGUUAUCCGUCAGCACCAGGAACCCCAUUUUCGUUGCAGACUGGACUUUCCCAAAGUGGGUGGCAGUGAAUAUAGAUUUUAAGUGUUUUUUUUUUUUCCUCCUUUGGAACAAGACCAAAUUUUUUUAAGGACUGGUGAACACCCUGGUGGAAAAGGAAGCUGGGGAGAAGUCAGAAAAUGAAAAUAGGGAUGACUCUGGGGAAAUUGUAGUGCCUCAGAGUUAAAUUGUAGCUGCAGUUUUUCUUUAUAGCAGUUUUAAGCAUCAACUCUUUCCCAUGUAAAUAGGACUGACAAAACCAUAUGGGAAACAAUAUUACAAAAGUGUUCUGUAUUUAUCAGCUCCCAUUCUAUGAAAUUUUGGUAUGUGUGGUCUGUAUAGAAAGAAUGGUAAAGAAGAGAUUGGAUUCUUUACAGCCGAAUACAGCCUUAAAUCUGCCUGUGAUUUCUCUUGACAGUAAUAGUUGUGCCUAGGGAUUAAAGGUUGCAUGUGGCCCUUAGGGUUUUCCCCCUUAGUAUGCAUGAGUAGUUCCUGUUAGCAGCAAUAGGAACUCAGAGUGUAUACACGAAGGGGACUUGAGACUCCUUCCUGACACCUUUCCCUCCCCAUUCUUGUCCCUGCCCCCAAUAGUUUUUAAAUACUAAUAUGAAAUGUCUUGCACAUACUGCUGAACUAAACUGAAAACUAUAUUUUGGGCAAGGAGUAACUAGAAAAAUGGUGCUUAUUCUGGUCAUUAGAAUGACUAUUUCAGGUAUUUUGAGUAAAAUUAUACUUCCAGGCAUGCUUUCUUACAGAAAUACAACUGAAUCUGUAAUAAUUUGCCUUCAGGAGAUGUUUCUUAACAAUAGUGGUGACAGCAUUUGUACACAUAGGAACAAUUGACCGGCAUCUAGGCCAUCUCUUUUGUUCGUUGUACUGGAAAUCUUUGGUGAAUGUUUACAGUCAUGAGAUUUAGUAUUUCUCUUUGAAAGACAUUAUACUUAAAUACCGAAAAAAAUAGUAUGGCGACAUAUAGAAAAAAUUUCCUUUGUUAGUGAAAUGCAGUGUGCACUCUAUUUUAAGUACCUGUGGUAGUGUAACACAUGAUUGAAAGUCAUUUGUUUAAGACAGCUAUCUCUCUACCGCAUUUUAGAGAAAAACAGUAGAGAGAAUGGUCUCUAAUCCUGUGAUUUACAAGUGUGAAUUGUAGAAAAUCUACUGUAGAACAUUUCAGCACCUAGAGGUUUUACUUUUUUAAAGAUGGUCUCUGAUGGAAGAUGUUGCUAAUGUAUUUUCCUUUAAUGGGGGAACAAACUUUUUAAGCCUAUUAAUAAAAAAAAUCCUGUAUGAUUAGUUUUUAACACAAUUUUUAAAAUAAAGUUUACAGA
Vombatus ursinus (common wombat) is the source of this 4475-nucleotide messenger RNA. It is a transcript of the gene PROSER1, whose product is annotated as proline and serine rich 1. Lineage: Eukaryota; Metazoa; Chordata; Mammalia; Diprotodontia; Vombatidae. The transcript has 13 exons. Bases 372 to 3179 code for a protein of 935 amino acids. The record is from RefSeq and is a predicted model, not a curated record.